Molecule: messenger RNA, 1386 nt
Organism: Raphanus sativus (radish)
Lineage: Eukaryota; Viridiplantae; Streptophyta; Magnoliopsida; Brassicales; Brassicaceae
Product: diaminopimelate epimerase, chloroplastic
Exons: 8
Coding region: 57-1133 (358 amino acids)
Cellular component (GO): cytosol; cytoplasm
Molecular function (GO): diaminopimelate epimerase activity
Source: RefSeq, a predicted model, not a curated record
AGACACUCUUACAGAGUUAAGAGGAAGAAACAAAAAAAAAAGACGAAGCACCACCGAUGGAGAUAGCCGCCACGAGCACUGUCACUCUUUCCCCGCCUCAAUCACGCCAAUUCUCACAUACCUUCUCCAGGAGCCUCCGAUCUUUACCUUCUCUCCGUUUCAACCUCUCCUUCCAAAGCACUAGCCUCCGCGUCUCAGCGACCUCCUCCAUGAGCGCCUUCGCCGCGGAGAAACUAUCGCCGGAGACCUUCCUCGACAAGAAGGAAAGCGGAAUCCUCCACUUCGUCAAGUACCACGGCCUCGGGAACGAUUUCAUUCUGGUAGACAAUAGGGACUCGUCAGAGCCUAAGGUUACUCAGGAGCAGGCUGUGAAGCUCUGUGAUCGAAACUUCGGCGUUGGCGCCGACGGAGUCAUCUUUGCCAUGCCUGGGACUAACGGCGCUGAUUACACUAUGAGGAUAUUCAACUCGGAUGGUAGUGAACCUGAGAUGUGUGGCAAUGGAGUUAGAUGCUUUGCAAGAUUCAUUGCGGAGAUUGAGAAUCUACAGGGAAAGCAUAGUUUUACAAUGCAUACUGGUGCUGGCCUCAUCGUUCCUCAGAUUCAAGAUGAUGGGCAGGUUAAGGUUGAUAUGGGGGAACCGAUUCUUAGAGCAGAGGAUGUGCCUACGAGAUUGGUAGGAAACAGAGGUGAGUCUGUUGUUGCUGCGGAGCUGGUAGUUGAUGGAGUGAGCUGGAUUGUGACGUGUGUAAGCAUGGGGAACCCUCACUGUAUCACAUUUGGCACUAAGGAUGGACAGGAUCUGAGAGUUGAUGAGCUGAAGUUGUCAGAGAUUGGUCCUAAGUUCGAGCACCAUGAGAUGUUCCCAGCUCGAACUAACACAGAAUUCGUGGAGGUCUUGUCACGUUCACAUUUAAAAAUGCGUGUCUGGGAGCGCGGUGCAGGAGCAACUUUGGCUUGUGGAACAGGAGCUUGUGCUCUGGUUGUUGCAGCAGUCCUUGAAGGUCGAACAGACAGGAAAUGCACGGUGGAUCUACCUGGUGGACCGUUGGAGAUUGAGUGGAAAGAGGAGGACAACCAUAUUUACAUGACCGGUCCUGCGGAUUUGGUGUUCUACGGUUCAGCUCUUCUCUAAUGAAACUAGCUUCUGUGUUGUUGUGAUUCAGUCUUAAUAUUACCAUCUUGAGUUCUGCUGUCUUUCUGCAUUGUAGUAUCAUGGAGUACUACGAGAGAUGACAUGAAACAUUUGAUGCACUUCUCUUAUUGUUUCUGUUUAAUUGUGUUUUCCCUUUUGCUAAAACAGAUUUCUCUAUGGUUUGGUAUAAACACACCAUAAAAGUUAUUUUGUGUGUUAUGUAUUUCUUAAAACGAAACCACUUUUCAUUUCA